This is a messenger RNA of Paramecium pentaurelia, 606 nucleotides long. Lineage: Eukaryota; Ciliophora; Oligohymenophorea; Peniculida; Parameciidae. The record is from the annotation of a GenBank genome assembly.
AUGUUUAGAGAACUGGUUUCGAUCAUUCUUAUCUUGUUUAUUAGUGAUAUUUAAAUAACUAAUUAAUCAUGCUUGAACAGUUGUUAUAGAAUUAAAUAAAUUGUAAGAGGAAAUUGUCAAAAUGUAUUAAAUUAAAAGAAUGGAAAUUUAAUCUCAGAAAAGAAUAAGUAAUAUUUUUCAGCAAAUCAUUGGUUUUUAAGAGAUUCAAUUUAUAAAAUAUUUGGAGGAUUUGGUUACCAAAUAUGCUUUAAAGGAUAGUCGAUGUAAGUAGAUUUGAAACAAAAAUAUGAAUUAAAUACUUUAAAUUUUGGUUAUGGGAUAUAGAUUAUAGGUUUAUAUAAUAAAAGUGUAUAUCAAAUUCUAAAACACAGAAACAUAAUUUAUGAAAGUAGUUUAUCAUGUAGUGUAGUUACAAUUAAAUUUCAAAACUAAUUAGUUGAAUCAUUUAGAAUAAAUAAUGAUGACAGCAAUAUCAAUAAGUAAAUAAUAAAAAUUAUGCUUACAAUAAGGAAUUACAUGUGCUAAAAGUUGAAGCUAACUUUAAAUUCUAAUGAAUUAUAAGUUGACAUAUAUAGUUCAAAAAUUCUAUCAUAUCUCUAAAUAUGA